Amoebophrya sp. A25 is the source of this 12910-nucleotide messenger RNA. Lineage: Eukaryota; Dinophyceae; Syndiniales; Amoebophryaceae. The record is from the annotation of a GenBank genome assembly.
GCUCAAUACCAGUUUUUGAUAACCCUCCUUCUAUUGCACAGCCACGACAGGAAAAAAUUUGGAAGUAGAGCAUUUAGUUGCUCCCCGUCUUUUUCCCGUCUUCUUUGUUGAACAAAAGCUUCUCGUCUAUAUUUCGAUCAUCCGGAUUGAUCAUAGACCUCCGACAAAUCAAAUCUUCCAUCUAUUUCUUCCUUUGAGACUAACCUCAACAACUUCCUCUUUCUCGAAGUUAUUCCCCAACAGGAGCAUCAACAAGAUGAUGACGAUUAUCAAGAUUUAUCUAUUGGCGGCUUCGUGGCUCGCCCUGGAUGCCGUGGGUCUGCAACUCCACAACACGAACUACACGGCUUUCCUCGCUGCCGGCGGAACAGAUGGCACUUAUGGCGUGUUACACUUAUAUCUACAAAUAACUUUUCAAGCGGCCAAGACACUCAUCCAUGACUUGAUAGAAGUACCCAAAACUAGAACCACAAUAACUUUGCUUAUAUUGAGAGUACUGGUUGUGAUGGUUGACGUUAAUAUCAUGCAAUAAACGAUAUCCCUAAGUACAACCGCUCAAAGUGUUUGAAUCGUGCUCCUCAUACAUCAACAUCUUCAUGUGCGGAUAUAUUAUGCAUAAAACAACUUUUUUCCUUUUUACUGCACAAGAAGAGUUACGUCAUCUUCUAAUCGGAGGUGCAGCUGGGGAGAGAGGACAACCUCGUCUACGAUGUUGAUGAUGUCGGCUCCUUUCUUCAGCAGAGGCAACAAGACCCGAGCUGCCCGCCGGGCACUCACCAGACGGGUAUUUCAGUGGAUGGGGGCAAGACCUUUACAAAAACGUGUGUGGCAGAUACUGCGUAUUCCAGGACAAAUGUGCAUGCUACGUCUACUAUUCGUUGCCCACCAGGAGCACUUGCCGUAGGGCAGGAAUGUUGGACGACUCGGCCAAAAAAUGAUGGAACGGGAGAAUUCAUCAUUGAUAAGCAGGUGCAGCCGUUGACGGCAGAAACUGCCCAGAGAGGAAAGCUCGCUGAAGAAGACGCGGCUAGAGCACUACAAGACGAAAAUGAUUCUCGAGAGUGGGAGGACGCAAUGAAAGUGGCUCGAGCCAGGCAAGAAGAGCUGCCGAACAACGAAGCUGGCGACGAUUCAGCUCUCACGCCGCAAGCAGUUGAGAAGGAGUAUUAUAUAUAUCCUCGAAGGGCUGACUAAGUAAUAGAAAUUGGAGUAUGAGAAUUCGUAUUUACCGCCCACGUGCCGCUGGCGUGUACACACGCCGGGGCAGGGCGGAAGGGUCUCGCAAAUUCCACGAGCUACGGAGUAUGUGAAGAAAGAGUAACGGGGGACGGCGUAAGUCUAAAUCAGCUACGUGCUUCAAGCUGCCACGUUUUACAUAAGCGGACGCACUGGCAGAGUGCUACGCUUUAGCCUUUGAGCUGGUUGCAGUUCGCUGCCCAAAUUGGAAGGCCUUACCCUUGGAACCAGCUCGGGCCCCCUACCCAAAUAGCGCCACGCUAGGAGAUUGCUGCCCGCUGCUUUUGAGCUGCUUAUAGUUGAACGGUUCUACCCUUUGACAAGCUGACUCAGGUCCCCAAUCCAAAGGGCGCAGCUUUACGGGGUUGCCGGCUAAUUUUGACCUGCUUGGAAGGUCCGACCUUUUGGAUGGGGAGCUGACUCAGGUCCCCCAUCCAAAUGGCGCCGCUUUUUUUAUGAGAUUGCUGCCCACUUUUGGUCCGCUUGGAUGGCUUUUUGCUUACCCUUUGAGGUGGUUCAGAUCUUCUACCCAAAUGGCACAGCUGAGCGAAGUUCCGGCUUACUUUCGGGCAGCUUGCUUGGAAGGUCUUGCCCUUUGGGCUGACCUGACUAGCUGGCUGAGGCUUCUGAGCUAGUUGCCCAAGGUUUCUGAGCUCAGCUAGCUUGCUAGCUUAGGCCUCUGAGCCAGCUGGCCAUGGCUUCUAAGCUAACAGCCUAAAGCUUCGCUUUAAGCUAGCUGGCCAUGGCUUCCUAGCUUGGUGGUAGCGACUUCUAAGCCAGAAGCAAGCCAAGGCAAGGCCAUGGCGUCCGUUGGCUUCCAAGAAGGUAAGAAAGCCGGCAAGUUGCCCAAACCUUCUGAGCUAGCUGGCCAAGGCUUGUGAGCUAGCUGCCCAAGGCUUCGGAGUUAGAUAGCUGCCCACAGCUUCGGAGCUAGCUGGCGAUGGCUCCUGAGCUACCUGGCCAUAGCUUCUGAGCUAGGUGGCCAAAGCUUCUGACCUAGCUGGCCGUGGCCAAGGCUUCGCUCUAACUCUAAGCCAACUGGUCCAGGCUUCCACGCCCAAGCUAGCGAGCUGUGUCUUCGUUCUUCUAAGCUAGCAAGCCACGGCGCCUAUAUGUAUCCAUUGGCUCUGAAGUACUCUAGCAAGCUGCCCAAAGAUCCUGAGCUAGCUGGCCAAGGAAGGUUUGUGAGCUACCUGCGCAAAGCUCCAGAGUUUUUUAGCUACCCAUGGCUUCUGAGCUCGGUGGCCAUAGCUUCCGAGCUAGGUGGCUGGCCACAGCUCCUAAUCCAGGUACCUGGCCAAGGCUUCGCUUGCGAGCUAGCUGCCCAAAGCAUCGGAGUUAGCUGCCCAUGGCUUCUAAGCUAGCUGCCCAUGGCUUCUGAGCUAGGUAGCUGGCCAAAGCUUGCGAGCUCGCUCGCUGGCCAUAGCUUCCAAGCGCUGCCCAGGGCUUCCAAGCUAGCUGGCGACGGCUUCUAAGCUACCAAGCCGCGGCGCCCAUUUCCAUGGACUGGCUUCUCAGUAGGCUGCCCAAAGCUUCCGAGCUAGCUGGCCAAGGCUUGCGAGCUAGCUGCCCAAAGCUUCGGGGCUGGAUGCUGAUGGAUUCUCGACCGUCCAAGCUAGCUGGUCAUGGCUUCUGAGCUAGCUGGCCAUCGCUUCUGAGCUGGCAGGCUGAGGCUUCGGAGCUAGCUGGCUGAGGCUUCGGAGCUAGCUGGCCAAGGCUUCGGAGCUAGCUUGCCAAUGCUUAUGAGCUUGCUGGCCAUCGCAUCCAUUGGCGCGGGCUUCUAUCUAAUCUAAGUCCGCUAGCCCGCUGGCCAUGGCCUGCUAUCGCUCCUGAGUCGAGUAACUUAGCGGGCUAUUUGUUUUAUUAAGCACCGCGGGCCUCUGUCGGGCCCGCGUAUGGGGCGCGUACUCAUAUUUUUAUUGGUAGAAGUCGAGCGAGGUCGUUGCUGUCUUGAUAUUGGAGGAGUACAAAGCCCAUCCCCUCUUGUUGGUCCAUGGUCGCUAUCCAUUCCACCCGAGCUAUACUAUCCUCCCGAGACAUGCCUGACCCAAUCAUAGCCAUCCAGCCUGCCCAUCUUGAUUCUGGAAGUGUCUGAUAGAUCUCCACGCGCCUAAGGUUAAAGGUUCACAUCAAUGGAAGGCCCUCGCCCUAGAUAAGAUCGCGCCACGCUGGAAAUGAUUGAGGAACUCGCGGCUUGACCUAUACAUAUGGUCUUGUGUGGUUCAUUUUGUGAUCGCGUCAUUGUGUUGGCAAUUUAUUAGGGAGCCGCCUUGGCGGGGCCCAGGCCCACUGUGUUCUCGCGAAUGAAGCACGAGCGGACCGCGAUCCUUCCCGCGUGCUCCCGCGUGGUCGGAGUGCUUGAAACAUGGCCCCCCUUUUUGCAUCGUGUUCGCGCCCCACCCAAAUCUCAGGGCUCUAGCAGGUGCGCAGCCAGCGACUUCGCGGCGCGUUUGCGCACUUUUGUGGUGCUGUUGUUUCACCCAGCCACGUUCGAUCAAGCUUAUCACACCCUUGCGCCCUCGGGUGUCUCUUGUUGGCGUGGCGUGUUUGGAUGUUUCCAGCGCGUCCAUAACGAUACUCCCGCGAGCUAUUCCUUGUAGCUUUUUUCCGUAUGUCUCUUUAUUUGCCGUAAUCUGACAGUUUUUUCAUUAGUUACUCACACCACCCCUGUGCCUCUCAACAGGAAAACAAAGAAAGGCGACCUCCAUCACCACCUACCACCGCCACCACCAUCAUCACUCAACUCAAGGCACAGCUGCACAGGGCGGCUCUUGGGUUAUGCACAUUGUCGGUGCAUGCACACAGAUGAAACAUCCAGAGAGGCGAGCUCGGUAGAGCUACCGGAGGGGGAGUAUGCAACAGCACAGGGGGCGGAUAAGUUGUCCGGCCCAGAUAAAUCUCUUUGCCCGGUGACUGCUGUAGAAAUUAUAUUUUUCGUUUACAAGUUUUUUGCUAGAGAGCGAGCACCAGUAAUAUUAGCAUCAGUUUUUGCUUGGAUGAUGUGAUGUGCUGGACGUUGGUACGUUUUGAGAACUUGAAUUCACAUUUCUUUCGGUUACGUACCAUAUCUCAUGAAAAAAAUAGAAAUACGAUAGGCCACUUGCUGGUUUAAUUGUUGCAACAUGACGCUCACGCUCUAUUCGUGUUGACAAUUGAGUGUUAAUCAUGUGUUUCUUUAUCGUAAACCCUCAAUCUUGUUGUAUAUUCGAGAGAAAUGCUUGGUUGCACAGGUCGUGCAUCAUUUUCGCUCGGGUAGUGCGUCUACCUACUACUCGCUCGUUUUCGAUCCAGCUAUUUUUCAUAAUUCUUUUUACUACAGCAUAUCGGCUCGCUCUGCACUUCUGUGGACGAAAAGCACGGAGAGUGUCGCUUCUUCUGCGGUGAAGGGAAGUUAAUAUGGUUCUCGAAAAAAAUUCAGUUUAUCUUCGUAAACUUAUUAUAUACUCAUGCUGAUUAUGUCUGUUUGAUGUUCUACUAGUAAUUCUACUCGGGGUCAGGACGAAACUAACAAGAGUUGCUUAUAAGCAUUACUCUCGCGGACGCUAGUCUAUAAACACCGGACAAGUUGAAGUUGAAAGGGGCUCCACCGAAAAGCCGCCUUCGUUCUUGUUGACGAGUCUCCAAAAUGGUCUUGGGGGAUCGAGCGAAUGUUUUGAAACGGAAAAUGAAACUACGCAUGUUCGAAUAAAAUAAAGCCAUAUUAUGUUAUUUUAUUUUUGUUUGCGUUUGCGAAGAAAAGAAUUGUGAUUGUCGAUGUAAUCGUGCCGAAUUGGAAUUAAAAACCAGCGUGAAGAGUAAUAAAGUCAAAUGAGGAUAAACGAAUUUUUUUUGAGAUCCCUAACUUAGGGACAUUCAUGGACUGCCCAUAUACACCAACACUGCUACUGCAUGGAGAUGGUUGAAGAUCAGAAGCAACCUGGUGGUGCCAGUCGAGUAUUACCAGACAGCCGGAACAGCUGCGAUGGCAAGUAUUUCCUUUUUAUCAAGGUUUCCACCUGUUGGUUGGGCUACCCGUCUAGUUGAUUGGCCGUGCAUCUUCACUUCCAGUUUUUUUCCAGCUCUGCUACCUGUAGCUGUGGUUGUUCUCUCUCAGUCUCAUUCUUCGAGUUCAAGAUCAUGUUUUCCAUUUGAUGUUGAGUAAGUAGAUCUUUAUCCCAUUGGCACGGGCAGUGCCGCAGUACUGCUCACCACGAAGAACAUAUUUAGGAAUUCACAUUCAACCAUGCCAACAAAAUUCGUAUUAAGUAUUUGAAUGUUCUAGGUACAUGAAUCAAGGAUGUGCUGGACCAAGCGGAACUGCGAAAGGAAUGUGUCGUUCCAAAGUCAGCCUGUUUCCUUCGCCGGAUGAAGUGUGCAGCGAGACAGUCAAGGUUCUUCUUACUUUUCUGCUCUUGGCACUUUUCAGUUUUCACUAUUUCGUUUACAUUUUGGAGCACAACUAUGCUAUCUAUCUUAUUCUCUCCUUUCUGACUAUCUGCAACUUACCCCUUUCUCACCGACAGAGUCCCGUCUUUGCUUCGUUUUAGUUUUAUGAUGUGCCUCUAGAAAUCAACGAAUGUUUUGGAGCACAGGCGUCUCAAAUUCGGGGAACGAAUACCGACUCGUGAUCCUCUGGUCUCUGGGCCUCAUCUUACACGGAAGCUCCGAGUUCUCAGAUGGGUCAGUUUCGACAUUUUUUUGGACGAGCUGGCCACAUUCUUAUUUCUGGGUCUCAUGAUGGCCCGCAAAGUGGUCAGUUUGUCCAAGCCUUUGAACCUCGUAGAGAAGUCUCGUGGCCGUUCUAGAAAUGACUUCCUAGAACGGGCCUACUUUCUAGAAGGGACCUUCUAGAACAGCCCUCCUAGAAAGGACCAUCUAAAGGAAACUUGUGAAAGCAAACUUGCUAGAGCAGACCCGCUAGAACAGACCUCCGAGAGGGACUACUUCUUUCUAGAUCAGAACUCUUAGAAGAGGCCUUCAACCUAGAAAGCCUCUCCUAGGCGGUUUGCCUUUUCUAAAUAAUUUUUGUGUAACAGAAAAGGGGCGGUUAGAUAAUUCCUAUAGGCAGCCUUCUGCUUCUACUCCUUCCCUUUUCAUCAAGGUUGGUAAGUAACUAAGUAGGUAUAUUCGAUGAACUAACUACUCCAACUCUCCCGUAAUGCAUGAUCCCUCACCAGGUCCUUGGGGUCAUUGUGGACUUUACUCUGCGACAUGGCGCAAAGGCGGUUGGCAAAGAGGUGGGCCUGUCAAAGCCGCCACCCCUAAGCAAGCUGGCCAUGAUGACUAUCGACAGCGGCCAUGAGCAACACGCGGGCGGCCUUAAUACGGUCAACGACGUUACCACCAAUCUUUGGGGAAUCGCGAGACAGGAGCUGGAGCGUACAACGAACUUACAACACUUGCCCCCAUCCUUGAUAUCGCCUCGAUUUCUUAGUGUGGUGUUCUGAUUUUCAUCUCAAACUUUAUUGACAAUCUUUCUUUAUACAUUAAUAUUUGCAAGACAAUUCUAUCGUCGCUCCCUGAGUGUCUUCCCUUCGUAUUCGUUUGGAUUUUUUUCUCCCCUGAAGGUAAGUAUGUUGUCCUCCUCGUUGGUUUCCCCGUUGUUUUUUCAGGUCUGCCAGUUCUCUAAUUUUCCUCUGUGUUGUACGCGGUGUGGGGUAGGCCCACCUAUAUGAGGCCACAAAAUAACCCUGGUAAUAAAGUAGUGAGUUCCGGCUCACCUCUGGCGCUCCGCUCCUCAGCUGCAGAGGGCACCCAAGGUCGCCGUCACCUAGAGCGCACGCCCCAGCAGUGUUGUGCACCUGUUUUCUUCGGACUGCGCUUUCGACACCAAGCACGGAAAAGGAAGGUCGCAGCCGUCUCAGAAACCUGUGGCAGCGCCGGCUGCGCUUCCAUGCCUGUGGCACGGCUUUUCCGCUGGCCGCGUUCUUGUGUGUGGUGCGUCGCGGCGUUCGCCGCCCAAUUCGGCCCGGCCGAUGGACAGCGGCAGCGCAGGUGGCUGCCAGUUCAGUGCGCAGCGAGUAAGACGCGCGGAAGGCUGUUAUUAAGCUGUUUGCCCGGCUGCUGGCUACUGGCUGCGGCUUCUGGCACUGCAAUCUCGCUACCAAAUAAGGCGUGCGUCGAGAAGAUAGAUGCGUUUUAUUAUGCAUGCCGACCACGGCCCCAGCCGUUUCUGUUUCUUCAGCACCAGAAAAUGAAGUCUCUCCUUUUUGUUCCAUGCAAGCACCUUAUAACCUUUUAUGAAUUUCCUCAGAGCACCACGCUUCGCCGCUGCUAAUCCAGUUGCUGCACACCGCGGUUAUCUCUGCCGGCGCUUUCCUUCAAAUUGCUGUUUUUCAUGCGGUUCCUGGAUUGGCGAUUAUUCUCGCCGUGUACCAGGUCUUCGACUUUUUUUGUACUGAUGCGUACACCAAGGAGGAAGUGGAGGAGCGCCAGAGGCUUGCCCCGGAUAACCUAGCGCUAAAGCUGGACAAAAAAAUACACGACAGCGUGUGCGGGUACCAUGGAUAUCAUUACAGCUCUGCUGAGUGAUGGCGCAUCUGACAAUUAGAUCUAUCUUGUGAGUAUAAGUCAUAACACGUAAACAUGAAUUUGUCAGAUUCUGACUGGCAGUGGCACGGGAAGGCACGCGACCGCCUUUUUUAGGUUUGUGUAGGAUUGGUAGAUUUUUUUUUACUGUAUAAGCCGCGACGCGCGUGUAGGCGCUUGCCUGUAGCUUCCCAGGGGGCGUUGCCGGGAUAACAAGGCCCCCCCGCCAGCAAAGGGUGACAGGGGUGAUUGAACAACCGCAAAAAGGGCCCAGUGAUAGCGGGGCCGCGGCAAGGUGCGCACUGUCUCCGUGUUGUGUCCGCUAGUAGGUGUCCUCGUGGUCUUUUGUUCUUUUGGCCCGCGCCUGGUGUGCCGUGUGGUUUGUUUCAGGAACACCGAAGGAGGGCGCCAGCGCGCCCACAUGCACGGGGUGGCUUAUGAGAGAGAAGUCGACUAAGUAAUCGCCACAUUUGGCAUGCCGCGCAUUUGGAGGGGUUAUUGGAAUUGUGUCCCAGCCUUGUCACCUUCCAUGACCCGUUCUCCGUUUUCUUUAGGUCACAAGGCACCACCGCGGGCAACAACAUAAUGACCAGCUCGCGACACCAUAAUCAGCCUCGUGCGGCUUCCUCAGCGUAGGCGCCCACGCUCAUUUGUUUUGAAAGCAAAAACAUGUUGAUGCCAUGUUGAUACAAGUGCUUCAUUUGUGAAACAGUCAGCACAAAGUACUUACAUCAAAGCGGGAACAAUGUGGCAAACAAGUGAACAGCAUACUUAAGAGAGUCAUUCCCAUACAUUAUCAAAAAAAGAUUGAAUCAACUCCUCUUUUUUUUACAGCUUUUACGUAGAGCGCAUCAAGCAGAGCAAGGCUUUCGAGCGGUUCCUGACAGGUGUCAAACUCGGGAAUGAAUUCCUCACGAAAGAAUUUGUGAUGGAUCUUGUUAGCAAUCUUGGAGAGCUGUGGCAAAAAGUGACAAACGCAGUGGCGACAGGGCACAUCCUAAUUCCCAGCGCAUUGACGUGGGCAUUCACGUACUUAUCAACUUUUUUUACUAUGAUUUUCAAUUUCGGCUCUACCUCUCAUCCCCAAAAAUUCGGCAUUCUUUGAGCACGCCCAGCCUUACAGGAUACGCAUAUUCUCUAUUAACGAUUUGUUCACGGAUGCAGAUGCACCUCGGUGCACCAUUUUCGAGGUAGUGACCGUAAGUAAGGUCUUGUAUUAUAAAGGGCUGGCAGAUUCCUAAGGACCGAAUGCAUGGCAGGCGCACAGCUGGGCCCCGAGGAGGCGGGGGACUGUGGUUGAAAGUUUCGCUUUUCAGUGCAGGUCCAGGCUACAGGACAUCUUAGUGGUAGCGCCGGGGGCGGUGUUUUGAGCACACCACUUUAGUAGGCUUAGGGCGCGGCCCUGAUCCUGAAGGCGUGAAAGAGUAUGCUGUGCUUUGGCCUUUCUCUUGCACUCGGCUCUGGUGCACUAUGGCGGUUGAAGUCAGUUAUUCCUAUGGCCUACCCUGGGGCCGGUUGCUCUCGGUUCGCUUGGUUCUGUGUGUUAAGUCUUUCUUCUCUUGCCGACGCCGUUUUUAUGGGUGUUGUUAUUGGGAUCAUAAUCUUGGCCUCGCCUGGUCUUGCCGGGUUAUGGUCUUAUCUUGGGGGAAGGCGGUGAGGCUAGUUCAUGCAGCUCUUGUGCCUUCUGCUCUUUGCGUAAGUAAGCGGUUGUGGCCGGUCUUGGGGAUCUCGCUGUGCAUUUUUUUAUACAAGUAGCUAGCUUUCCGUUUCCCUUUCUAGGAAUGAGCAAACUUUUCUUUUCUAUUUUUUGUUCAUCUGCAGCCAGCACACCUGAUAUCUUCGUCGAUUUUCUUAUACAACGAACAUACAAGCACUUUUUGAGUCUAGUUGUGAUACACUCAGAUUGAUUAUAAGUCGUUUUACUUACCUGUCGAGUGAAAGUGGAUUGUUAAUAUUCGAGAAGUGAAGAACGGGCGUUGGCCUGAUGAUGUUCACUUAUUGGUAUUCAAGGAAGACAGUGGGGAAAUUGAUCUGAUCAUGCUAAAAAGUCAAUUGGUCAUGUUGUAGUGAGUUGGUUUCUCACAUCAUGGCGCGUCGCAAACAUAAGGUUGUGUGAUAUUGGAGUCCGUCAUCAACAUCAUGGUUGGAUGUUCUCGAGUUUAGAUGUCGCCCUUUCGGGUCUUACUCAUCUCCCGUUUUUUCAGAUAGCAAAUUGGGCCCUUGUUUGGUUGCCUUUUUCCAUUGUUAUGUCUUUCUUCUCCUUUUCUAGCCUCCUUUUUGAAGCAGCAGGCAGCAGGGAUGAGAUGGCACUCAACCGCGCCCCGGCAGUGGGCUCGUGUCGUCGUCAUCUGUUGCCUUCCUCUCCUUUUUGUUUGAUUUAUGCGCACUUCUGUCUCGCAGCAGGAUUUCUCGUUCUCCUGUCUCUUUUUCUUACUUACUAUAAGUUCUUAGCAGUAUCUUUGCUUUUUAUACAUGAUAAGUACUGCCCUCAACGGGAGCAGUCGGAUGGAGACUGAAAAUGCAACAUCCGGCAGCGUCGUCAACUCAUAGACUAUCUGGUAGAAAUCUUCAGGGAAAUGUUAGGCAUGUUGCUGAACAGGGCCCAAAUCAUCACCAUGGCCAGCAACAAGGGGCGCGGCAGGUACAGCGGCCCCCCCAUAAUUUUGCCGCUGCGAAGGUUACAGACAAAGCAGGCCCGCCACCUGUGGGAAAGGGAUCGACUUGGGGGUCGAUAGACGCCGGCUUUGCGGCGAAAGAAACACAAGGGAGGCGACUCAAAAACCCCACUUGAUUUUUAUUUUCGCCAGCUUUCUCAGUAACGCUGAGGUCGAGGACUCAUUUGGCCUGACUGGGAUUCAUUUAUUUUCUUAUAUUUGGGGCAAGGGCAACAUUUUGAUUUUUCUAUUUUCUACAGCAACAUGUGGGUCAGUCGUCCAUGCGUAUUCAAUUCUUGUCUGUCGCAUGGUCACGAUUUAUGACUGGAGAUUGCCCCCCUGGAAUAUCUUGCAUCAAAUACCACAACUUCUACCAUCCGCACGCGAACAGGUUUGUCAUCGAUCACGUGGGAAAAAUCGUCGGUGAAUUCCACUCAGUGAAUGGCAUGGUUGUAAAGUUCAUGGAGUUUUUCGCUAAGCGAGCAGCCUUCGCAGCGAUUUGGAGAAUCGUGUCGCAGAAGAGCGUACUUCAGAUUUAUUUGCUUUCUACUUCACAACAUACACAUAUGGUAGAAGCAAGGAAGUACGUAUACAUAACUGUUAAUCACCUUCAUCAUACUAUAUUUGGACGGUUAACUCCUACUGGUCGAGCAAGAUACUGCUGCUUGCCUCGUGCAGAAUAUCUCACGACCGUCAUAGUCAUUUCUAUAUUUAUUUAAGAUAUAUAAAAAUUGCACGACACCAGUUCGGCCUUCUCAAGAAAACGCUUGGGAUGGCGCUCCACGGUUCCGCAAGCGCGCUUCGGCUUGCCGCCUGUGAGGACAAUGUCGAUAAGAUCUUUCCGGAGUGGAAAAAAACGGCCGAAGAAAUAGUGAGGGGCGAAGGACAGAGAUGAACAAAUUGUGACGUGACAGGGUUGUGACAAGAGGACAACUUCUACAUAACACAAGAUCUUCUGAAAAGCUACAAGAUCUUCAAAUAAAUGAUAGAUAUAAGUAUGUACAACGCAAGACAGGGAGAGGCAUCAUUCAAUGAAUGUAGUUUGUUAAUCAAUUGACUUGUCAGAAGAUUUAGCACGCUAGUGGGUAUGGAUAGUUACUACGCACUUUACUACUUCAGCAGACGAAUCAAAACUGAUACCGUUUGCAAAUAUAUACGAACCACCGCCAGUUUAAUUAUAUGCUACUUAGGAAAUCUGAUCCCCUCGGCUCUUGGUCUGACGUUGUGUCCCUUCAUUGCAGGGGAAGCCGCGACAGAUCCAGCACUCUUAAUGAAUCGCUCAAAACUGGAAUGUUUACUCUCUUCAUUUGGAUCGGCACAGGGAAUUCGCUCUGUGCAAAUAGAUAAGUUUCGCACGUCUUAGAGCCCCGACCGUCGGCAGGGAACGGUCUUACGCCUGUCAGGGCCCUUGUUAGGCAGAGUCGGCGGGCUUUACGCAUCCCAUAGUAGGAGAGACUGUUGCUACCCGCGUCGUGGUAAUUGAAUGGAGCUCUAGCGGGAAAUUGUAGACCCAGGCACCAAAAGAUAAGGCGUCGUUGGUGGCAGCGUGAAGGAAGGAGUGAGUGAAUGAAUCAAAGCUGGAAUGUUUACCCUCUUCAGCAUUCAAGAAUAAGAAUAUCAGCUUAAUUUACAAAAAAUGAUGGACACUACCAUGAUGAUGAUGCAGAAAUAAUCGCCAUCAAUUUACUUUCCUCAAGGUCCAUCAACAAGAUGAAACAUGAUGAGACUCAUUGAAAACUUGGAGUUUUUUUUUGUUAAUAUCAAGCAACCGUCAAUCUGGGACUUUUAUUUUCGGGAAUAGAAAUAAGAAAAUGGUUGUUUUCAUGUCGAUACUUAGAUCAUCAAUCUCAAUGAUAGAUACUUGAAGUUGUAUGUACCUACUGGAAGUAGAAAGUAAAAGAAACUUCCUUCCAGUACAGCUACUUCUGUCUAGAAGUACACCAUAGGGUACUCUUUAGUCGACGAGAGAAUUUUUGCCAAUCUUCUGGUGUAACUACGUACGUGCUCUGCUUGUAGAUAGUCAGACGUUAUCCCUCAACAUGAUCGUGGGCGCACAGAUCAAAUCGGCCAAUUAGAGACACGAUCAAAAGAUGGAAGAUAUCUGUCGCAAAAAGGAGCGGGACGAGCGGCCCUUAUGGGACUACCAAAAAGACCAGUGUUCCUCUUCGACAACCAAGCUGUAAAGGGAAAGCACGACAGAGCAAUACACGACCGACCCAAGAGGAAGUUUAGCCAUUCGCUAACUCAUCUCCAAACAAUCAGGAGGAGGAAUAGUGAUGGUGAUCGAUGCUCAAUAAACUCAACGGCGUCGCGUGUGUGCUUCUGGUAUGUGGUAGGUUAAUUUUGAUUAUAGGGGAAAGCAAGAAGAAGAGAACCCCUCAGAUCCAAAUCAGGUUACUGUUUACCGCAGCUGCAGUCCAUCGCAACCGCUGGGGAGAAAGUGAGAACAAAUACGACCAGCACACUCCUUUCAAGACCGUACAUCAUGAAAAUAACUACAAAGCAAGGCGAAG